AUGACCGUUCUGAAUGGUGCCAGCAACAUCGUCACCUUAUUCAAAGGUUCUCGUUGGCUGAGCAGUGAGCGCUGGCUUGUCCAGGUCUUGGUCACUGCUUUCGGUGUCAACACGAGUGACGUGCCGUUCUAUCAUGCUGAUGACACAGGAAUCAGUAACCAACCUGUGGCCCAGAGUAAUCCGAUCCCACACGAACAUCGUAUUUUCCAUCAUGUUUAUCAAAGUGUACAUGAAGGCCUGAGCGGAGAAAGGCUUGAAGAGAUGCAGCGCCAGCUCAUCUCGAAUCUCUGGACCCAGCUCGCGCGCGUAGAGAUCGGCUACGACUCUUGGACCGACAUCCCGGAUCUGUACGGGUCCUUUCUUCGAAAAGUCUGCUUCACAGCAGCAACCACAUCGCUGUGCGGGCCGCGUAUCUUUGAGGCUGCCCCGAAUAUCGAGCCAGACUUCUGGGACUUUGACGGUCACUUGCCCAACCUAUUUCGAGAGAUGCCCCGAUGGCUAUUUCCGGCUUCGUAUACGGCUAGGGAUAAGAUGAAGGAGAACAUGAAGAGAUGGCAUGAACUUGCUCACAAAAGCUACGACAUCAGCCAAAGCCCGACAGACACGCGGAACUGGGAAGAGAACUUCGGAUCUAAGCUGAUGAGGAGUCGGCACGCAUUCUUCAACAAGAUGCCGUUGAGCAAGGACACAGUCGCAGCCGACGAUUUGGGUUUGCUUUGGGCAGCCACUGCAAAUGCAAUUCCUGCGAUUGGAUGGAUGGUGUUGGAAGUUGUGCAGCGCCCGGCACUCCUCGAGCAGGUUCGAGCCGAAAUCUCUCCUCACAUGCGUUUUUCAUCCAACGAAAGCCCACCUGAAAUCGAUAUUGAUGGACUUUGCCAAGAGACCCUGAUUCAGUCGAUAUAUGCGGAGGUUCUGCGUGUUCACAACGGGACAGUGGUCGCCCGCGUGCCUCAGACACCCGACUUCUCCAUCGCAGGCUGGAAGUUUACGAAAGACGAGCCAAUCAUGGUUUCGACAUAUGAUACGGCUCGUGUGCCUUCCAUUUGGAACCAAGGCACAACAGACGAGCCUCAUCCCGUAGACGACUUUUGGCCAGAACGGUUCAUCGUCAACCCACAGGACCCGGCGAGUGGGCCUGUACUUCCAGACCUUCGCCUUGCGAGCCGAUCAGAGACGCACGAGAAGCCAUCGCAUCCACACUUCUCACUCGACGGUACACUCGGAUCCUGGGUGCCAUACGGGGGCGGAUCUCGUAUGUGCCCAGGUCGCCAUUUCGCCAAGAAAGAAUUGAUUGUCACAAUGGCGAUGUUUCUUACCGUCUUUGAUAUCGUGCUCGAGCCUAGGGAUGGUUGGGUUAGGGACGACCCUAGAUACUUCAUGUUUGGUGUAAUGCACCCAGAGGGGCCCAUACGUGCGAAAGUACGAAGAAGGAAACCUACUGUCUGA
This is a messenger RNA of Colletotrichum karsti, 1446 nucleotides long. RefSeq lists its product as uncharacterized. The record is from RefSeq and is a predicted model, not a curated record. Gene Ontology annotation, molecular function: oxidoreductase activity, acting on paired donors, with incorporation or reduction of molecular oxygen; steroid hydroxylase activity; heme binding. The coding region runs from base 1 to 1446 and encodes 481 amino acids. The transcript has 2 exons. Lineage: Eukaryota; Fungi; Ascomycota; Sordariomycetes; Glomerellales; Glomerellaceae.